UUUCAUUUAUAUUUCGUUCGCUUUAUUGUCUACUCAAACACAUCUCUACAUUAACCCAUCGCUGUCGCAAUGUCUUCCAAUGACCACGGCAGUUCCUCACGACGUGCAGACAGAGGAUAUGAAAGAGAAGACGGAUCCGCUUCUUCACUAAACGGCCAUACCAGACAUACAACAGCAGGCCUCAGAACCUCCCACUGUAUCAUUUUCAACCACGACGAUACCCGAUCCACUUUUGCUCGUCCUGUUGAGGCAAGAUACCAGGAACAAGAAGAUUUCCCUCUAAGAAGCCCUGACGUACCUUUUGAUAAUGAACCAAAGCAACUCUGGCCAGUGAAAGGCGAUAUGUCCGUGCCCCUUUCACCUGAAGAAAUCACAAGGAAUCAUUCAACCAUUGACCGCGACUGGACAGUACCCACAGUCAACAGAAAACCUACGACAGCUGACGACAAAUCCAAGAAAAGAACGACAAAAUCACCAGGCCAAUCUAAAAAGCCAGAGGCAGCCACGACAAAAUCAUCAGCCGAACCCGAAAGCCACGUUGAAUCUGUAAUGAAAAAGUUGGGGCUUGACAAAGCCAGUAUACAAGCAAAGUUAGACGCCGCCGCCCAAAAACCUCCUGCCGCCCAAAAACCUCCUGCUGCCCAAAAACUUCCUGCUGCCCAAAAACUUCCUGCUGCCCAAAAACUUCCUGCUGCCCAAAAACUUCCUGCUGCCCAAGCCUCUAUGCAUCCAUCCAAGCCUUCUACUUCCGCAAGCUCUUCACACGCUGAAAGUAGCACUGCUGCUGCACAUCGUCAAGCAACCAAACGUGUUGUUCCUACUAAAAAUGCUGUUCCUACUGAAGGUACUCCUUCGUCCACGGCGCCAUCUUCAGCAGAGCCGUCCCCUAUUGAUUUCCCUGAAGUAAGAAAUAUCAUGUUCACGCUCGGUGAAGAAAAUGAUCCUAUUGCCUUACGAAGACUAAACCAUUUAAAGCGUGGCGAACUCAAUCAAAUUGACGAAUCAAAUAAACCAAGUCUAACUAUUGGUAUUCCCAAACCCGUUCCUGAACUCAAAAAGCUUGCUCACAAGAGAGCCCACUCCGAAGUCGAGCUAGAAGAAGGCGAGACCGUUAGCCCUCCGUUAUCUCCUAUUGACAAAAAGCGGAAGGUGUCACCAACCCCCUCCAAGCCUGCUGAGCCUCUACCUGAGCCCAAGAAGAGAAAACGUAGUAUUCCUGAUAACCCUGUUGAAGAUGAAGAUAUCGAAAAUCUUAGACCAAGGAAGAAGCACCAAAUGUCCCCGAAACCUUCUGCAAUCCUGGCCAGUGCUAAAAGACCGCCUCCGCCUUCGCCUCCGCCUCCUGAAAAGAAACCAGCUGAAGAAAGUUCGUCCGUCAAAAAGUCAUCCGUGGCUGUCUACCCCACGAAAAAGUCUGCCUCUCCCACAAAAAAGUCUGCCUCUCCCAUUAAAAAGUCUGCCUCUCCCAUUAAAAAGUCUGCCUCUCCCAUUAAAAAGUCUGCCUCUCCCAUUAAAAAGUCUGCCUCUCCCACGAAAAAGUCUGCCUCUCCCAUUAAAAAGUCUGCCUCCCCCAUUAAAAAGUCUCCCUCUCCCAUGAAAAAGUCUGCCUCUCCCACGAAAAAGUCUGCCACCUCUCCCAACGCUGAAGCUAGCGAUCAACUCAAGAUAUUCUCCAUCCUCUUCCAAAAACUUGGCGCUGCUUACAAGGUACGUGGUGAUCAGAUUGUUGAACAUCAUGGUGCUACUCUUUCAAGCACCCUUGACCAUUUCCAUGCGCUGUGUAAUUUUGUAUUGCAAUUUCAUUAUAUUGACAAGCUCACUGAACGUGCAAAGCAGCCUAUUAAUUACCGGACAUGGGCAUCGCUCUUCCCCUUUGCUGAUUUCGUCCUGAAACUAUUGGCUAAGUUUCAAUUGAAAGAACUUCAUGGUCUCUGCCUUCGCUUAAUGGCUAUUGUCAAAUUGUACUUGGUUGCUCAGGCAAAUAUGAACCUCAAGCCUCUCUUUAUGAAACAAAUGGCCUCCUACGAAGAACAGGUCAAAACCGGUCAAAUCUUGCAGAAAACCGAUCAUGACAACUGGAUCCAGGUGGAAGAGCUUUACAAGCAAAUCAAGGCGGACCAUGCCGUAGGUCUCCGAUGGUUGGAUGCAUCUGAAGAAUGGGCCGGUUUCCAAGGUCUCUUGAACAAUUUCCCUCAGACCUUCCAAAACAUCUGCGAAAAUGGUAAUAUCGACGAUGGUAUCGUCAUUGGUGGUGAGGCUGGAACAUCCUUUGAACCUUUAUACCCAUUUUAUGACGGCGUCAAUUUGAACAUUGUUGCACUUGCUAUUAAAUGUACACUAACGGAAUUCGUCAAAACCAAAAACAUACCUUAUGAUUUUAUAGUUGAUACCGCUGAUUUUAUGUAAACCCAAAAAAAAAAAAAAUUCAUUCUUUAUUCUUUCUAUUCCCCAAAAGCAUUCUAAUAUCAAUUGCUCUAUAAAGAGCAUUGAUUUUGUUAUAAAAGAACUAUUUCUAUAUAUUUAUACCUAAUAAAAGUAUUUACUUUUGUCAUAAUUUUUUGCAAAUAGUUGAAUUUUGUUUUUUCGUGGCUGAUGUACCCACACAUCUUUAUAUUGGCCGUUUGCCCCCUUCAAGCAAAAAUAGUUAGUUAGAAUUAUAUUCAUGGCAGCUACUCUUUAAAAACUAAGGGUCAAGUAAUACUUGGCUUUUAAAAUGAACAAUUUUUAGCAAGCUGCUGCCUUUAAAAAAUAAGCUCAGAGUCGCCCAGUAACGACAAA
This is a messenger RNA of Mycotypha africana, 2778 nucleotides long. RefSeq lists its product as uncharacterized. The transcript is spliced from 3 exons. Lineage: Eukaryota; Fungi; Mucoromycota; Mucoromycetes; Mucorales; Mycotyphaceae. The record is from RefSeq and is a predicted model, not a curated record. Bases 70 to 2406 code for a protein of 778 amino acids.